GCCCGCGAUGCUGCUCUCCAAGUUCGGUUCCCUGGCGCACCUCUGCGGGCCCGGCGGCGUGGACCACCUCCCGGUGAAAAUCUUGCAGCCAGCCAAGGCGGAGAAGGAGAGUUUCGAGAAGGUGUACCAGGUGGGCGCCGUGCUGGGCAGCGGCGGUUUCGGCACCGUCUACGCGGGCAGCCGCCUCGCCGACGGGCUCCCGGUGGCCGUGAAGCACGUGGUGAAGGAGCGGGUGACGGAGUGGGGCAGCCUGGGCGGCGCCGCCGUGCCCCUCGAGGUGGUGCUGCUGCGCAAGGUGGGCGCGGCGGGCGGCGCGCGCGGUGUCAUCCGCCUGUUGGACUGGUUCGAGCGGCCCGACAGCUUCUUGCUGGUGUUCGAGCGACCCGAGCCGGCGCAGGACCUUUUCGACUUCAUCACGGAGCGCGGCGCGCUCGACGAGGCGCUGGCGCGGCGCUUCUUCGCGCAGGUGCUGGCCGCCGUGCGCCACUGCCAUGCCUGCGGGGUCGUGCACCGCGACAUCAAGGACGAGAACCUGCUGGUGGAUCUGCGCUCGGGCGAGCUCAAGCUCAUCGAUUUCGGCUCGGGCGCGCUACUCAAGGACACGGUCUACACCGACUUCGACGGCACCAGGGUGUACAGUCCACCAGAGUGGAUCCGCCAUCACCGGUACCACGGGCGCUCAGCCACCGUGUGGUCUCUGGGUGUGCUGCUGUACGACAUGGUCUGCGGGGACAUCCCCUUUGAGCGGGACGAGGAGAUCCUGAGAGGACGGCUCUUCUUCCGAAGGAGAGUCUCGUCAGAGUGCCAGCAGCUGAUUGAGUGGUGUUUGUCCCUGCGGCCUUCAGAGCGUCCCACCCUGGACCAGAUCACCGCUCACCCCUGGAUGCUGGAGGCGGAGAGCGCCUUGGAGAGCUGUGACCUUCGGCUGUGCGCCCUGGAUCCUGAUGACGGGGCCAGCACCACCUCCAGCAGUGAGAGCUUGUGAGGAGCUGGGCGCCUGCUGGCCUCCAGGGGAGUCGGGGGCACCUGCCUUGCCCAGCCCUG
Molecule: messenger RNA, 1044 nt
Organism: Orycteropus afer afer
Lineage: Eukaryota; Metazoa; Chordata; Mammalia; Tubulidentata; Orycteropodidae
Gene: PIM3
Product: Pim-3 proto-oncogene, serine/threonine kinase
Biological process (GO): regulation of mitotic cell cycle; negative regulation of apoptotic process; protein autophosphorylation
Cellular component (GO): cytoplasm
Molecular function (GO): ATP binding; protein serine/threonine kinase activity
Source: RefSeq, a predicted model, not a curated record